This is a messenger RNA of Amaranthus tricolor (Joseph's coat), 1650 nucleotides long. RefSeq lists its product as uncharacterized. NCBI's taxonomy places the organism in Eukaryota, Viridiplantae, Streptophyta, Magnoliopsida, Caryophyllales, Amaranthaceae. The record is from RefSeq and is a predicted model, not a curated record. The transcript is spliced from 5 exons. Bases 670 to 1650 code for a protein of 326 amino acids.
AGAUUUUGCUCGUACACAAAGCAUGAGUUCUGAGAUUAGAUGUCCUUGUAAAAAGUGUAAAAAUUGUUGUUUUAAGGAAGUAGAUGAAAUAAGGGAACAUCUAAUGAGAAGGGGGUUUGUUGAAAAUUACUAUGAGUGGGAAUAUCAUCAGAACACAGAGAUAGGAACAACAUCUGAUGUUGCAGCGGAAGUCGGAGAGCAAUCGUCAUACAAUCCAAAUCCAUACGCACAGAUGGUGCAUGAUGCAGCAGCAAGUGUGUUUCCAGGCAAUUACCAUCACUUUUUUCCCUCGUGAUUCCGUUCAAAAUAUGGAUGAGAACGAUGGAGACGAUCCUCGUUCGAAUCUUCCAUGGCUACCCGUCAUAAACAAGUAAAUCUUUUAAUUAUCUUAUUAUCAUUAAUAUUUAUUCAAUAUUAAAAUUUCAAUGUUUACUAAUUUUCUUAAUUAUUGUAAGAUUUAAUCCGAUAUCCGGAAAUACGAUUGCAUCCAAAAUAAGGGCUACCUUCAAUCAUAGGCAAGAUGUCGAUGGUAGUACUUGGAAGGGUGUGACAAAACACACCAAAGAUUUUUAUUUUAAUGAAUUUAAGAAACAAUACAAAUGGGACCCUCGUCUCAAACAUUUUGUUCGAAGGUCGUGGGAAGAAAAAGCGGCAAAGCGCUAUUCGGAUAUGCUUUUCAAAUGGCGUAAGACGUUGAAAAGCAAGCCCGAAUUUAAACCUCCUUCCAUCGAUAAUGAGACCUGGGCGCGAUGGAAGGCAGAUUGGGAACGCCCAGAUAAUAAAGUCGUUUCGGCUAGAAAUUCCUCCAACCGACGUGGAGGAAAAGACAGAGCUGAAGCCACCCAUUUAGGUGGCUCAAUCCCGCACGCCAGAACAAUGCGGGAUUUGGAACAAUCACAAGGUCAAAGACCCACGGCCUACGAAAUAUUUACCCGAACGCAUGGGGUCUUUGACAAUGACACAGGAGAUUGUUCCCAAUGGACAAAUAGCAAAUGGACAAAUAGCAAGUCACAAAAAGUUAAUGAUGAAUAUCGUUCUUUGAUGGAGGAGAAUCCAACUCGCGACCCAAGUAAAGUUUGGUUGGAUGCAAUAAAAAACGUAGAAAGCGGGUCAAAUAAAAAAUACAAAAAAAGCAAAGAGGUUUUUGGGGUUGGUUCCGCCUCUCAGAUUAUUUAUCCUCCCGAGCCAACGGAAAUUUCGUCUUCUCAGCCUGCACAACCUGAUUAUGACGCCAUCAUACAACAAAGGUUUGCGGACUUAGAAGCCCGGCAAAUGGAGUUUAAUAAUCAAUUAUGGGAAGCGAUUCGAAGAGGAAAUGCUCAGACAGCCUAUGAGUAUCAUCAAAGGAUGACUGAACAAUUAGCACGAGAACGAGAACAAUUUAUGAAAUUCCUUGAGUCUAUAAAGGUAAUUAUUGCAAGCGACGGCAUAGCGACGGAUACGUGGUCGCUAAGCUGUAAAGUCAAACAGAUUAGUCUUAUCAAUGCACGCAGCGUUGGCGACGGCAGAGGUGGUCGCCCGUUGGUCGCCAGUCCAUGUCAGAUUAGUCCAUGUCAGAUCUGCAUUGGCGACGGCAUACUUCGUCGCCCAUUAGUCGCUAGCUUAUUACCUUUUGGGCGAUGGAAACUUUCGUCGCCCGCUUAUCGCUGA